Messenger RNA from Protobothrops mucrosquamatus (brown spotted pit viper), 1947 nucleotides. RefSeq names its product UTP6 small subunit processome component (gene UTP6). The record is from RefSeq and is a predicted model, not a curated record. Gene Ontology annotation, cellular component: small-subunit processome; Pwp2p-containing subcomplex of 90S preribosome. The coding region runs from base 5 to 1801 and encodes 598 amino acids. Lineage: Eukaryota; Metazoa; Chordata; Lepidosauria; Squamata; Viperidae. Gene Ontology annotation, molecular function: protein binding; snoRNA binding. The transcript is spliced from 19 exons. Gene Ontology annotation, biological process: maturation of SSU-rRNA from tricistronic rRNA transcript (SSU-rRNA, 5.8S rRNA, LSU-rRNA).
GGUGAUGGCUGAAAGGAUCGAACAACGCAUCGAGGACCGAAUUCCCGAGCUAGAGCAGUUGGAGAGAGUCGGGCUGUUCACUCGUAAGGAAGUCAGGGCUGUCAUUAAGAAGGUCUCAGCUCUUGAAUAUAAGAUACAACGGAGAGCACUUCACAAGAAAGACUUCAUCGGUUAUAUACAGUAUGAAAUCAACCUCUUGGAACUGAUUAAGACACGAAGACUGCGCAUUGGAUAUUCAUUUAAGAAAGAAGAGAUUGAAUACUCCAUUGUGCAAAGAAUUCAUGGCAUUUUCAAACGUGCUACAACAAAAUGGAAGGAUGACCUUCAGCUGUGGCUGUCUCAUAUUGCAUUUUGCAAGAAAUGGAACAAGAAAAUACAGCUGAGUAAAGUGUUUUCUUCCAUGUUAGCCCUUCAUCCCAACAAACCAGCUUUGUGGAUCAUGGCUGCAAAAUGGGAGAUGGAAGACCGCCUGUCAUCAGAAAGUGCUCGGCAGUUGUUCCUUCGUGCAUUGCGUUUCCAUCCUGAAUCUCCUAAACUUUAUCAAGAGUAUUUUAGAAUGGAGCUGAUGCAUGCAGAAAAGCAGAGGAAAGAGAAGAAAGAAUUUGAGCAAGCGAACAUAGAUUUAGGUGAGUUCAGUUUUUCUGAGGACAUUCUUAAUGGUGAACUGGCUAGAAUUGUCUACAGAAAUGCCACUGAAAAAAUCAAAGGUGCUGAGUUUGCACUAUUGCUUUUGUCAAUUGCAAAACGUUUUGAUUUUACGCAAGAUCUUCAAAAAGAAAUUCUUGAAAACUUGCAGGCAACGUAUGACAACGAUCCUCUUGUGUGGGAUUUCAUGGCACGGCGGGAACUGGAGAUGGAAUCCCUGCCUUCUUCAGAACAGCCUAAGUCGAAACAGUCAAAGGCUUUAGAGGUUGCCUCCAAAGAAGAACGGUGUUGUGCUGUAUUUGAGGAGGCAGUCACACACCUUCCCACUGAGGAAAUGUGGAAAUGUUAUGUCGCGUUUACCUUGGAAAGACGUAACCGGAAGACCAACAGUGAAGAAUUAAGGCAAAAGAGACUGGAAAGGGCACUGAGUGUUUUCAGCCGAGCUCAUGACUCACAACUUCUGCCAGCUUCUCUCUAUAAACAGUGGAUUCAGCUCCUGCUGGAACUCAGUCAUGAAGACAAGGCCAGGGAGGUGGCAGCGGCAGCCACAAACCGUUUCAGCCAAUUGGUGGAUAUGUGGGAAAUGAGGUUGCAAUUGCUGCUGAAUCUGAAGAGCAGUGAAGUGGCUGCUUGUGCCCAGGAGGCUUUCAAAGUGGUUAAAGCUAAGGACACCUUGCCAAUAUGGACUUUAUGGCUAGAAUGGAGUGAAGGUGCCAGUAGCAAAGCCGAGACUGAAGCCCUCUAUCAGAGAUCUUUCCUUGCCACACUUCCUGCUGACUCCAUAGCCUUGAAAGAAAAGUACCUUGAGUGGGCUCACAGGACCGGUGGCUAUAAGAAAGCAAAGCAAGUCUUCACCAGGCUGCAGGAGUGCCGCCCAUUUUCACUCCAGUUCUUCAAAAAAAUGAUUCAGAUUGAAAAGGAACAAGAAUCCAGUAAAAUAUUUAACAUCCGAGAAUAUUAUGAACGUGCCUUGAGAGAAUUUGGUGCUACAGAGCCUGAUCUUUGGCUGGAUUAUAUCAAAGAAGAGCUGAAUCAUUCUCAAGGCAAACCAGAGAAUUGUGGCAGUAUCCACUGGAGAGCUAUGAAAACAUUGCAGGGAGAACAAGUGGAAACAUUUAUUUCAAAGUAUACAUUGCUGCAAGCUGGGCACCUGUGAAAAAAAAUUUUUUUCAUUCUAAUGGCAAAUUAAUCUGUUUGUUAGUCUACAACUAUGGAAACUCUUGGGUUUUAUUUGAGUCAAAUGUAUAAUGAAUGUUCCCUGGAUAAAUUACUUUACUUGCUACUAAAUAAUUGCCUACCAUC